Molecule: messenger RNA, 3034 nt
Organism: Gadus chalcogrammus (walleye pollock)
Lineage: Eukaryota; Metazoa; Chordata; Actinopteri; Gadiformes; Gadidae
Gene: nudt8
Product: nudix (nucleoside diphosphate linked moiety X)-type motif 8
Exons: 5
Coding region: 497-1750 (417 amino acids)
Molecular function (GO): coenzyme A diphosphatase activity
Source: RefSeq, a predicted model, not a curated record
CGUCAACCGUCUUUCGGUAUUCGGGAUGCAUAAAUAUACUAUGUUGGCUGCUAGUUUAGGAAUACCACAUAUCAUUUAUUGUGUGCUAAUAGUGUCCUGCUACUACAUAGUGUUACUUCAGUAGCCUGUGGGACAGCUAGAUGUUAACCUGCACACUGGUUAGCGUUAACUAGCUGGUAGAAUAGCUGCAAAGUGGACAGUUUCACAAAGAAACGUUUGUUUAUACAUUUAUUUUAUUCUGAGUCACUGUUGCACAGCCAAUGAGGCUAACCUUGCUCACUGACCUGUUAGCAAGCCAAUAUGUCCACAUGCUAUGUUGGAUUUAUUGACGUGCUCCGAGUGUCCUGCUUGUUUACAUGACUGUUUCCAAGUGUAAAGAAGCUAAUGUUAACUGACUACUUCAACACUUGUAACGUUGUGAUCCUGAAGGCUGAACAUACUAGCUCCGCUACUCACCAGGCCACUUGGUAACAACAUCUCUCGCCCCACCAGCAGAAUGUUGAAAGGUCCUCAGAUGGGGUCCUGCCAUAUGAGGGGCUUGCUGGUUGGCGUGAGAGACUCCUUAUACAGUGCUUCUCCAAUGGCUCCGCCUGGGAACAUGUGCAGCAAGUGGUGUGCAUCUACAGGCUUCAAGACUCUCAACUCCUCACAGAAAAAAAUAGCAGUAACAGCAGGAGAUGUCUCAUUCUCCAAGGCGACAUCCCCCUCUGUUUCAGCUCCUGCACCAAGCUACGGCUGUAGACAUUAUCUUCUGAAGGCUGCUUCACACCAAAAUCUCAAAAUCAGAGCUGCUCUGUCCGUCCAUCCCCAGCCUUCUCCGCUCGCACAGCAUCCAAUAAGGCCGGAGCGCGGGCAGGGCUCCGCGUUCAACUAUCCAACACAAACAUCCAAAUGUCCCAGUACAAAUGGUGACCCGGCAAACCACAUGAAGCCUCUUCCACUACAGGACAGGCUGCAGAGCAUUAGCCAACCACCGGUAUGUAUCACCCCCGGUCAUAACCAGGGUGGCAUAUUUCCGCCUCAAAUGAUAGGCUCCGCAGCACAAAGACCAGCUGUUGCGGCUCUCUGUCGCCCCGCCCUGUGGAACCAGAGCAGAGGCCUUCACCAGGCCUGCCCCCGUCAGGCCGCCGCCCUGGGCCACUGCCUGUCCCCGGAGAACGAGCAGAGAUGCCGUGGCAGCCUGGGCCGCAACCUGAAGCUAUACGAGGCAGGGCGAGGGCUGGCUCAGGCCCACGGAAAGAGCCAGGGGAGAUGGGCAUCCAUCCUGGUGACCCUGUGCUCCGUGCAAGGCGAGCCGGCCUUCCUCUUCACUCUACGCUCCAGCAAGCUGAAAAGAAAUAAGGGAGAUGUCAGCUUUGCAGGUGGCAAGAACGAUCCAUCAGACAAAGACGUGGUGGACACGGCCCUGAGAGAGGCCCGGGAGGAGCUUGGCGUUACCGUGGCAACAGAGAAGGUGUGGGGCCUUCUGAAGCCACUCAGGGAAACAUCAGGCAUGAUGGUUGCUCCAGUGCUGGCUAACCUGGGCCCCAUUGAAGACCUGUCCUUUAAACCGAACCCAGAAGAGGUAGAGGAGAUCUUCACCUUGUCCUUCUCCCACGUGGUCGACCCUUCGAACCGCAGAUACACACACUUCCGGAGCGGCGACAAGUACGCUUACACGCUGCCCGUGUUCAACAACGGCAAGCACCGCGUGUGGGGCCUGACCGCCGUCGCUCUCGACCAUGCCCUGGCAAUCAUCGCGUCGCCCUAGCAACCUGACUCGCAUCCUGACAAUGUGAACACUUUGGAAUCAUGAUGUGAAAUCCAAGGGGCAUUUAUUGAAUGAUCUUCACGGCAAGUUGUUGAUUUGACUGCAAAGGAUAUCGAUCGGCCUGUUUAUGUGAGUUUGCGCUCGCCUAGCCAGGGGUCAAUGGCACUCGUUGGGGGAGUGAGAGGAGCCUGGCCUACUGGUUUGAGGACAUAGUGAAACGAUGCAUUAAUGGAGCAGCUGUUUGUUGCAUUGACAAUUGAACAACAAUGCAGUGAAAAUGUUCCGUUGCAUUUGGUUUCAUAUAUUUAUAAUUGUUCUAUAUAUUCUUAACAUUUAACUAUAUCCUUUAUAUUUAAAAUAAAUACAUUUCAGUACACUCAGGAAGAUAAUUCUCAGCAAUAUACAUAAAUCGACAGAGCUAUUAUUUAUUUUCCUUUAAGAUCAUAUAACCCUUUAUUGAUGGCAUUCAUGAAUGUCAACAGAUUAGUCAUUGGUUUUCAGCCACUGUUUGUAGCAUGUACAUUGUGAUUAUGAAGUACUCAGAGAUUACCUCUUCAGUGCCAUUGAUAUGGAUGGCACAUUGAACAGCUCCUCCAUGUUGUUUUAGGCAGGACCCUAUUAAAAGGUCUUUCCAAUGCAAAUCAACUGGGUGAUUAAGAUUCACUUCCCUGCAGAAGAAUUACCCUGUGUACUGGACUUGACAGUCAAUCACUGACAAUGACAUAUUAGGCAUACUGUUGAGUAGUCGAUUAAAUAAAGCUAUGUGGGAAAAGCAGUUGUCUGUAUUAAAAGGUAGCAGUAAUCUUUCAUUUUUUAACGGCUAACCAUUUCAAUAAAAAUCGUAGCUUACAAAUAAACAUAAUUUCAGAAAACUCAUUCAGCACAGUCAGUCAGAAUCAUGUCAAAUCAAAGAUGAAACCAAAGGUAAAACCGGUCCUCCUCAAAAUAUAUUACACAUACAUUUGAGCAAUCGGCUGUCAUCUGGCCAACAUAUUAACCUUGCAUGUCCUCUAUCCAGUGAACAAAAUAUGGUUUGUUUGCCUCUUUUUCUUAGCAAUACCGAGGUCCUAAGAAACAGUGUUGACUGCGGGUUCCCAGGAUCUCCGAACGAGCCAGAGAAAAUCAUGGUAAUCCCAGGGGAAAUCAAUCUGUUGUUCUUUGAGGAACCUCGUCGUUGUACGGCUUAUUUUCCCUCCCUUCGUCACGGAGUGGAACACUCCAUUGGGUCCUGGGAGUCGGGCAGCAGGAGGCAGUUGAAGGGCCAGCUGAGGGGGAUGAGAUCCA